Linum tenue is the source of this 250-nucleotide messenger RNA. NCBI's taxonomy places the organism in Eukaryota, Viridiplantae, Streptophyta, Magnoliopsida, Malpighiales, Linaceae. The record is from the annotation of a GenBank genome assembly.
AACAAGAUGAGGAUACCGAAUCUGGAGCUGAGUCGCGGACUAGGUCGCUUUCUUUAAGACGUUCGCGGCACUGCCCUCGAUGCGCACGGCAGACUAUCAACCGGUCGUCUCCAGGAUAAAACAGCUCCUCUGUGUACUCUCGGUUUUGUGCGAAAACCGGAGCUCUCUGAACACUCUCUCUAUUGUGUUUAUGCUCGUUGUGGUGUGUUUAGAGGGGCUGGGGAAGCGGCUAUUUAUAGGAGCCGAACCC